This is a messenger RNA of Lithohypha guttulata, 1077 nucleotides long. RefSeq lists its product as uncharacterized. NCBI's taxonomy places the organism in Eukaryota, Fungi, Ascomycota, Eurotiomycetes, Chaetothyriales, Trichomeriaceae. The transcript has a single exon. Gene Ontology annotation, molecular function: NAD binding. The record is from RefSeq and is a predicted model, not a curated record. The coding region runs from base 1 to 1077 and encodes 358 amino acids.
AUGUCCGCUUCACCUAUACGUCUCGCCGUCCUUGACGAUUAUGCCUAUACUUCCAAACCAAUAUUCGAACAUUUCACUCGACAAAACCCUGACCACAACGUGCAAAUUGACUACUGUCCAUCAACACUUCUCACCCGCACACCAGAUGGCCUCAAAGCCGCGAUAGAUCGCCUGAAGCCCUAUACCAUAAUCAGCACCAUGCGAGAAAGGACACCAUUCCCGGCAGAACUGAUAUCUCAACUUCCAAACUUGAAACUAUUACUCACGACAGGAAGUCGCAACGCCAGCAUCGAUCUAGCUGAAUGUGAGAAUCACAGCAUAUUAGUAGCAGGUACAGGGCCUUCACCAAAAGCUGUCCCUAACUAUGACAGUACGAACGAGCAAUGUUGGGCAUUAAUUCUAGGUGUUGCUCGGCGUAUUGCUGAGCUCGACCUUCGUGUCAAGACUGGAAGGGGUGAGGAGGGAUGGCAAGAGGGGCUGAACACGGGUCUGGCUGGGAAGACGCUUGGUCUGUUAGGUCUGGGAAGACUGGGUGUGCAAGCUGCUGCAACUGGUAUCCUAGGCUUUGGCAUGAAAGUGCUGGCUUGGAGUGAGAACCUGACUCAGGAGAAGGCCGAUCGUGCAGCAGCUGAUCGAGGAUUACCAGCCGGCUCUUUCCGUGUCGCGAGCAGCAAGCAGGAACUAUUCGCCAAUGCUGAUGUAUUGAGUGUACACUAUGUACUGAGCGACAGAAGUCGUGGUACUGUUGGCAAGCAAGAACUGAGCUGGAUGAAGAAGAGUUCUGUUCUCAUCAACACUAGUCGUGGUCCUCUCAUAGAUGAGUCUGCCUUAGUUAAUGCGUUGAGACAGAAGAAGCUCAAAGGUGUUGGCUUGGAUGUGUUUGAUGUUGAACCGUUGCCAGAAGACAGUGUCUGGAGGAGCAAUGACUGGCCGGAAGAUGUAACGGUCCUCGUCAGUCCUCAUAUGGGAUAUGUCGAAGAGAAUACUAUGACGAGCUGGUAUGAGCAGACAGCUGAUAAUGUAGGUCGCUGGCUCAGAGGUGAGGAGUUGUUCAAACAGAUGAGCACCACUGCCUGA